UUUUUCUCUUUUUCAGAAAAGAUGUCCUCUCAAGUGAGACUGAAGCUGCUGCCAAGCAUCAAAUGUAUGUUUGAUGAGCCCAUUCAGGUGAAGGUGGCCGGGCUGAGGCCAAGGCAGGUUAUCAACAUGAGAGCCAAAUUAACUGAUGACAAGGGAGUGGUGUUCAGCUCCUCAGCCACCUACAGGGCUGAUGGCAGUGGGGAGGUCGACCUGAGAAGAGACCCCUCGCUAGGUGGGAGCUACGUUGGAGUAGAACCCAUGGGUCUGCUGUGUUCCAUGAGGCCACAUACCAUGCACAAAAUAUAUCUAAAGACAAAUGCCAUAAACCCCCAGGUGGUGAAGUUUUCUGUGCAUGAGGAGGAGGGCAGAUUACUGGCAGAGAUGAUAAAUGAGAGGCUUCUAAUGAGAGAUGGGGUCACCAGGGUCCCCGUCAAUGAAGGGAACAUCCGUGGAGUCUUGUUCACUCCUCCAGGAAAAGGUCCUUUUCCUGCUGUGUUGGAUUUACCCACCUCAGUAUCCGAGGCAAGACCCAGUCUACUGGCUGACAAAGGCUUUGUGGUUCUCUCAAUGGCGGUGUACAAUAAGAAGGGUGAAAAUUCCACAGAGACGCAUCUGGACCACUUUGAAGAAGCAAUGAAUUUCUUAAAACAGCAACCAAAGGUGGGCAGUGAAGGAAUUGGCAUAAUGUCAAGAUGCAAGGGAGCAAAUAUCGGACUGUCACUCGCUGCUUUUGUGCCAGGUGUCGAGGCCAUAGUGUGCAUGAAUGCCUGUAACGCCAAUGUGGUCACUCCUCUCUACUACAAGAAACAGCAGAUCCUGUCAUCAAUAAUGUUUGACGAAAGCAAGUUUAUUCCCACCGAGUCAGGUGCAAUCAUCAUAAAGGAUGCUCUUGAAGAUCCCCUGACAGAGAAGAACAAGGGCAGCUUGAUCCCCAUUGAACGAGCCAAGAGCCCUUUUCUUUUUGCGGCUGUAGGAGACGACCUCAACUGGGACAGCAAGGCCUACAUGGACGAGAUGGUGGAGAGACUGAAGCGUCAUGGGAAGGAGAACUUUGAGACUGUUUUUUACCCUGGAGCUGGACACAUGUUGGAGCCACCUUAUGCACCCCACUGCCCCUCCAGCUUCAAUGCAGGUGUAGGCAAGCGAGUGCUGUGGGGAGGUGAGCCCAAGGCCCACAUAGCAGCUGAGAUCCACCUGUGGAAGAAGAUCCAGGAAUUCUUCAAAACUCACCUGAGUUGUGAUGCAGCACAGACUAAAGCCAAGUUAUAGAUGGCUUAUAGAUCAAACAGGAUGAUUAGAAAGCUUAAGUUACAGAAACAUAAAUCAUGACAGCAAAUUGACUGUACGAAAAUCACAUUUUAUAAUUAAUAUAAUAGUUGUUUAUAUGACAGUUUGAAAUUUUAGGUGAAAUUAUGAUUCGCACAUGUCUUCCCCUCCUGUACCUCCUGAACCCCGUACACAUGUUUCUUUUUUCAUUUUUCUUUAUAAUUUUUUGGGAUUGUCACUUGAUCUUCUGUCUGCUUAUCCUGGACUCUACAGUCAGCUAUGGUUUAUUUCCAGUCUGCCUUUUUUAAUGUUUUAUUGAAAUUACUUUUUAUUUGUUUUGGCUAUGCAAUAGUGUUGUGCAGAUGAAUCUUCUCUCCUGGUGUUACUGGCACGCACUGUACAUCUAUCCAGCCAUGAGAGGGAUAAAUGCUGAAUGGUUAAGAAAGGAAAUAUAGAAAUGGAGACUGAAGUACACAACAUGAAUCGGCAUCUUGAAAAGAGAAUUUGUUCCAUCAUCACAGUGCCAAAAACAUUAUAUGAUGAGUGUAGAUACAUGUUUUGAAAUUUUUGCGUAACGCUGAUUUUGUUAUUUGAUCCCACAUUACUGUACUUAUCUUUUGUAAACCGAUCUUUAUUUUGUAAUUAAAAAAACAACAACAUCAUGUUAAAACUAUUAGCUCACAAAUAGACUUCAGGGAAUAAACUUGAUAUAUAUAAACUUGAUAUAUAUAUAUAUAUAUAUAGAUAGAUAGAUAGAUAGAUAGAUAGAUAGAUAGAUAUAUAGACAUAUAAUAUUAUUGAUAUGGUCCAACCUACAAAUUAAUUUCUUAACAUUAGGUGGAAGCAGUUUAUUAUUAUGUGAGAAGAAAAAACAAAACAAGGUGAGACAAUGUAGCUACUCCUGUUUAAUGGUUUACUCGUAUUUUAAGGUAGUAAGUAAGGUACUAAGUCCACACAAGUCGCCACCAGAAAUAAGAAAGUAUUCACUUGCUUUGAGCAUAUUUUGUAUUGAACCUGCGACUGCGACUCAAGUCCGUCAUAAGUCCACAAGAUCACGGGUACAUCAAGAAACAGCACGGACUAGUGACUCAAUUUCUUUGGUGAGUUUUGGUUUUAAGAAAAAAACAUGCAUGUAAAACUCUCUUUGGGCUGUUGCAUAUUUUAUGGAAAUAACACAUCUCAAAAUGAUCUAAAAAAAAAAAAGAUUUUACAAAUGUGUGCACUGUGUGAAUUUUGAGUGCUCACAAAUCCCUGCUCCACACAAAUACACAGAAAUGUAAACAUACAGAAAGCUAUUUACAAGUGCAUAUUUCAAAAUCAUAAUGAACAUAUAAAAACACAUUUUGAAGCUAAACUUCACAAAUCUGCUCAUUUGUGCAGUUAAAAGCUUCUUGAGCAUAAUACUCUCGCACACACCAAUGACAGUUGACAGUGUAUAGGAAUUU
Neolamprologus brichardi is the source of this 2711-nucleotide messenger RNA. The record is from RefSeq and is a predicted model, not a curated record. NCBI's taxonomy places the organism in Eukaryota, Metazoa, Chordata, Actinopteri, Cichliformes, Cichlidae.